Jatropha curcas is the source of this 998-nucleotide messenger RNA. RefSeq names its product DNA ligase-like protein. Lineage: Eukaryota; Viridiplantae; Streptophyta; Magnoliopsida; Malpighiales; Euphorbiaceae. The record is from RefSeq and is a predicted model, not a curated record. Gene Ontology annotation, biological process: resolution of meiotic recombination intermediates.
GUGUGUGUCGUUCUUAUGGAUUUGGCGCCAAUUAAGAUUUACUCGUUUACCUCUUGUAUCUCACUACACACUAAAUUCUCUCUUUCAAAGCUCUGCGAUGGCGAAUUUAAAAUCAAUUUACAGAGAUCCAACGGUCCAAAAUCCAUCAAAUUUCACGAAUUCAGGAACUGCUGGAGUUUGUAUGAUGAAUAGCAAAUGGAAAGAUGAACAACAUCCAUCUUUCAUCAAUUUUAUCUCCUCCUUUCUUGCUGCCAAUUGCUUUCGCCUCAAUUUUGUUCCAAUUUCCCCUGACUGCAUUUUCAAUUGUGGGGGCUUGUCAGUGGCAUUCAUAUUUGUGACUAAAUGGGAUUGUGAGAAUUCCAUGCCAAUCUUUAACAGGGUUAAGAAACUAAAGUCGCAGUUUGCUAACCUUUAUGUUGUUGUAUCUCUUCCAACUAAGGAGAAGAAUGAUUCAUUUGUUCGCUCUUAUUUCAAGCAUGGAAUGGAGGUUGGCAGGCCAACUUUUGUGCCAGUUCAAGACUUAGAGAUGGGAUUUGAAAAGAUUGUGAAGAUAGCACUUUCUCGUGGGGCAUGCAAGAAGCAGGAUGUUAUGUCAAAGUUGAAGGCUGAGAGGAAGCAAGCUGUGCAAGGCAUGGACAUUUUCAUUAGAGCAAUCACAUCCAUACCAGGCAUAGAUAGUCAUGAUGCAAAUGCGCUCAUUCAAGCUAUUGGUUCAAUUGAAGCAAUUGCUAAGGCAUCCAAAGAGUUUAUUCUGGAGAACACAGAUCUUUCAGCUGAAAAGGCAGACAUUAUUGCAAAGUUUUUUAGGGAUCCACAGUUUUACCUUAGCCCAAAAAUAUAUUGAUAGAAAGAAACAGCAAUCGACUCGGUAAUUUUAUCGUAUGAUAAAAAUGUUGAGAUUGACGUCUCGAGCCAUCCUAACUCAUGGAGGAUGUAAUUGCUUUUAGAGCUCUUGCAGACUUUUGAACAAAGAGUCCACAGUCGAAGCUUUUCUUCAA